Molecule: messenger RNA, 4244 nt
Organism: Micropterus salmoides (largemouth bass)
Lineage: Eukaryota; Metazoa; Chordata; Actinopteri; Centrarchiformes; Centrarchidae
Gene: gpr137c
Product: G protein-coupled receptor 137c
Exons: 8
Coding region: 326-1681 (451 amino acids)
Biological process (GO): positive regulation of TORC1 signaling
Cellular component (GO): lysosomal membrane
Source: RefSeq, a predicted model, not a curated record
GUUGUUUUUUGCAGAGAACAGCUUUGCAGAGAUUCACAGAGGGACCUCUCUCUUGUUUGUUUUCUCUCUGUCUUGUUAUUUUUAACCUAGCGCUUUUAAAAAAAAAAAAAAUAGACCCCAAUUUUUCUCAACCCAGUAUCGGAUUUAAACCCCAGCGCAUUUUCAUUAUGCCACUUCUUUUCAGAAUAAACUGCUUUUAUCGCAAUUUGUCACCAGAGUACCUUCGUCUUUUUGUCGCCCACGGCGAAUUUAGCCCAGAUCUGACCCAGGUUUAGUGUUUUUGCCUUCACAGCAUCCCAUGUGUUAGUGCGAGCCGUCAGUGGAUAUGUUUUCGGCAGGAGAGGAGGUUAAUUCCCAUUUGUUUACCUCACUGAGGGAGUCCCAUGGAGCUGCAAUCUCCCCAACACUGGAGCUCAGUCUAACUACCAUCUACACCGUCCUCUACUCUUUCCUGUUUGUUUUCGUUUACCUGCAGCUCUGGCUCAUUUUGCACUACGGACACAAGCGCUUCAGCUACCAGAGUGUGUUUUUGUUCCUGUGUUUGCUGUGGGCAGCGCUGAGGACGACCCUCUUCUCUUUUUACUUUAAAAAUGUGGUGCAGGCCAACCAGCUGCAGCCUCUGGCCUACUGGCUGCUCUACUGCUGCCCCGUCUGCCUGCAGUUCUUCACACUUUGCCUACUCAACCUCUACUUCAUACAGGUGAUGUUUAAGGCUAAAGCCAAAUAUUCACCAGAGCUCACCAAAUACAAGGUUCCUCUGCGUUUGCUCUUCCUGUGUCUCAGUAUAUUUUUCCUGGUGGUAAAUUUAACUUGUGCAUUGUUUGUACAAGGAGCUCUGGAGCACUCUGAUUCACCGAGUGAUGGGGGUAUCAGACAUGCAGUCCUGGCCCGGGUCUUGAUCAACGACAGUCUCUUUGUCCUGUGUGCUGUUUCUCUGGCUGUCUGCAUCUUUAAGAUUGCCAAGAUGUCCUCUGCCAACGUUUACCUUGAAUCCAAGGGAACAUCGGUGUGCCAAGCCACAGCCAUAGGAGCCGUGGUGAUUUUGCUCUACACAUCCCGAGCCUGUUAUAACCUGGUGGUGGUGGCCCUCUCACCGCAGGAUAGACCCAGUCCCUUCAACUACGGCUGGUACAGCGUUUCUGAUCAGGCUGAUGUGCAGGAGAUCAGCGGCGAAGCCUACAUCGCGUUUGGUAUAAUUCUGUUUUUCUGGGAGCUGCUACCUACAAGCUUAGUGGUGGUUUUCUUCAGAGUCCAGAGACCAAACCAAAACCUGGCUCCAGGAGGGAUGAUCAACAGCCACAGUUUCAGCUCCAGAGCUUAUUUCUUUGACAACCCUCGACGGUAUGAUAGUGAUGAUGACCUUUCCAGAAGCAUUAAUAGUAGGACAGAUCGGGCCAGUCUCCUCUCCACCACUCCCCAGCUGGGUGCGUCCACUUGGUAUGGCUCCAUCCAACCCAGCGCAACUCUGACAGCGGGUGUUGCGUCCACCCAGCAACCGCCGUCUUCCACGGCCCCCCUCCUUUUCGCCUAUGGAAACAUACAGGGUCACCAUCACCACCAUCACAACUACUACUCCACACCGCAGAACAACUACCACCAUCAUCAUCACAGUAACUACUAUUCCACGCCACAGAAUUAUUACUGCGGGUCGCAAAAUUAUUUCUGCACCCCACAGAAUUAAGCAGGGUCCAUCGUAAAGAUUGAAAAAGACUGACUAAUAACUAACAAUGUCCUGUCACCAUUUUGCUUCCCUAGAUACAUAAAAUCAGGUGCUUUUAAGUGAAAUUCUGAGGUAUUGCUCUGGACCAGGCUGGGCUUCAAAAUGGAUUCACUUAACUAUUCGGGAGGAAUGUGGUGGUAUCAGCAACUGGAAAGUUGUUGUGCCACGACUAACUGCUUGUUUUGGGGGUUUUUUUUUUAGACAUCAACGUCUUUAAAUGGCUAUAUGGACAUAGAAUGAAAGCAAGUGCAGGCUAGACCACAGGUUUAGCACUAAUAUGGCUAAUACACCUAAAACUGCAAAGACCAAACUUGUUCUGUCAAAUGUUUUGGUCAGAUUAUCAUUUCUGAGACUGGAAUUAUCAGGGACUAGAUAAUCAACACUCAUCAUCCUUUCCCCCUUUUCCUUGUAAAUUAUAUCCAAAUGUGCUCCUAUCAAAUGUACCAUUCUGCUCAGAAAGGAGCUAUGUAGCUGGCUUAUCAAGCUAACGUGGCUAACCCUAAGCUGCAGUGGUCUGAUAGUCAACAGCUCUGGACGUUAUAUUCACUCAGCUUGGGCGGUGUGGUUGUGUUUAAUGGGCACCUAUAUGAUACAAUCUUUUUCAUUUGCAUUAAAAAAGGGUCAUUUAAGCUGGAAAAGAACAGUGACGGAUGCUGGUCUGUUAGCCUGAUCCUCAAAAAGGCUUUUCUGACAAUAUAAAACAAAUGAUAUGCAUCUACAAAGGGCAUGUCAUGCCGUUUCUCACUUUUAGGUCUGGUUACAUACGACAGGAAUUAGCUGUUGCUAAUUUGCCAUUAGAUGAUGUAGCAGUGAGAGCUAGUCAAUGCUAACAGUUAGCUUAAACUCAACCUGUUUAACCAAGAAGAUUCUCAGCGACCUAGCAAAACAAUACAAUAAGCUAAUAAAACUUAACCCAUCACAGACUUGGUAAUAUUAUUUUAAUGUCAAACAGUGAUUGUUAAUUUCGGUGCCACAAAAAUAUAAAGUUGUAAAAACACAGUUAGCGAGCUUGAGACUGUAGGCAGUCACCUUAGUGGAUUCUUGUUUAGUUUGACAAUGUUCAUAACUAACAGAAAUUCAAAAUACUGGUCAGUUUAUCUUCACAAAUAUCAUCCAUGUAAAAUGCUUACAAUUUAUAUGUAGCUGCCAUAUGGGUGUUCUCUCUUAAUAGCACAAGCUUGUACAAGUGUGUAAAAAAUGUAACAUCAAACAAAUUAAUUAGGGGUGGAGGUGACUUUAAUAAUGACUCCGGCGUUAACAAAAUCUGCUCUGUUGCAAUUCCACUGCAAAUCUAGGUUACCCACAAUUAUACAAUGGAAACUAUGUGAAAAUGUAAGACAGGAGUGCCAUGCACUGUCAAGUUGUUGAAUGUUAAAAACAUAUCACAGAUUUAAUUGCAGUAGCAUUAUCAGUAUCAUUUGAACAUGUGGAUAUACAGUAUGACAGAUCAAAGGAACAGUAUGUAUUCUACAUUCAACAUGGGAGUAGAAAUCUGCCCUAGGAUUGUUCAUUAACAGGGUGGAAGUCUCUAAAACGUACUUUUGACCAAAAACAUUUUGUGGAAUCUAAUCCUAUCGGAGCUGUGAGGCAACAAUUUGCACUUAGAAGACAGUCACCUUGAGAGGAAAGGCUUUGGGCCUGAAUGUAGGAUUUCAUCUCCUACUUGUUUUAUGUAUUUUCUUCAGUAAUCGUCUGUAUUAUAUAUUUUGCUAUUUAUCCUUUCAGAAAGGAAAUAUCAAUGUGCCAUCACAUUUUGUCAUAUCUAACAGUUUCAUUCCUUAAGAAAAAUAUAUUUUUGCACAAGAAAUGGUUGGAUGGUGUAUGUUUGAUUGUUUGAGUGUCUCCAAGUUAAUCAAUUUCUAAUCCAUGUGUGUUAAGUGACAUCUUGAGUCGAUGUGUGUGUGAGAUCUUAGAUUUUUGUUUUUGAAGUUUAAUAUGUUUUUAUACAUCUUUUUUUAUUUUACAUUAAUUUUUGUUUGAUUUUCCUUUCCCCCCCCCCCCACUUUCCCUCUCUCCUAUCGUUUUUCAUAAUCUCCUGAUAGACUGCAGCCUGUAAGCAAUAUUUCACUUUGAUGGAACAUUUUCAUAUAUGCCAAAAUCAGUGUAUCUGUGCUAACUAAGUUUGUCAGCUGUCAUGAAACUCAAUCUGUAAAUGACAAUGUAAAGUUUGACAUCAUACAUGAAAACAAAACAAAAAAAAAAAACAAGUUUCACAGGACACUUUCAAAAAUAGUAAUGAAAAUGAAGUUAUCAGUGUUCAGCUGCUUGCCAAUUUCAGAAGAAUUAACAUCUACUGUGCAUGCUUCUGCAUCAGAGUGCAAGAACUCAGUGUCAUAUUUUCUUUCCAUUGUGAUAUUAUUUGUGUAUUUGCUCUAUCUGCUUAAAAAAAAAAAAGGCAGUGGUACUUGUUUUAUUAAUUGUUUUAUCCGUGGCCAUACUGAAUGUAACCUAUCGUACAACAGAUCACUAAUGAUGUAUGCAAGAAAAGCACUACCAUGUUUAAAUAAAGGCCUACUGCACUGUU